Messenger RNA from Trachymyrmex septentrionalis, 2321 nucleotides. RefSeq names its product DNA polymerase epsilon subunit 2 (gene DNApol-epsilon58). Lineage: Eukaryota; Metazoa; Arthropoda; Insecta; Hymenoptera; Formicidae. Gene Ontology annotation, cellular component: epsilon DNA polymerase complex. The record is from RefSeq and is a predicted model, not a curated record. Bases 278 to 1891 code for a protein of 537 amino acids. Gene Ontology annotation, molecular function: DNA binding. Gene Ontology annotation, biological process: error-prone translesion synthesis; DNA-templated DNA replication. The transcript is spliced from 6 exons.
UGGCCGCUCUCGGGGUUUCUCUCUGAUUCAACCAAUUGGGGCAAAAUAAAGCAAGAUACUUGAGUAUCUGAUUGGUUAAAUUUUAAUGUUCAAUCUUAGUCUUUAUAUUUGCAAAAUAUGUAGUGUGAUAUGGACUUUAGAUUUAAAAGCGGGAAAAUAUUGAGAAAAGAAGAAGUGCCUAACCUCUUUGUGCGGUUCUUUUUUUCGAUGAUUUGAUUUAUACUAUAUAGUAAAUUUGUGUCUUUAAUGUAAUUACUUAAUUUCGUAGCAUUAGUGUAUGCUUUUUUUAUUCACAAUUGUAUAUUUACGUAUUGUGCAUAACGACAGUAUGGCUGACAGUAAAUGUAUACAGAUGAUUCAAACAAAUUUUUCAUUAUACGGCUUGGUAUUAUCAAGAGAGCUUAGAGUAUCUUUCGCAAAGCAAUUGUUAAAAAUACCACAAAAUGAACGUGAAUCUUGGCUUAAUCGUAUUAUAGAACUGAUUCUGGCUCAAAAUUUGGAUGAUCCACACGUUGGAGCAGAACAUAUAAAAAUUGCUAUAGAAGAAGCCUUAGAGCCAAAUAAAUUGAAAGACACAGAAACAGUGUUCAAUGUUAUAGAUGGAUAUAAUAUACCAAAGAUAAAAUACGACAUUUCUAAAAAGAAAUUUAUCAUUGACAAUGAAAACUCAUGCUCUGAAACACAAUAUAAAUCAUUGGUUUUUAAAUAUCGUUUUGAAAUGGCAUGGUAUAAAACUUUAAGGCACAAACAAUUUCUGUCAUCUAAAUUUGAAAAACAGCAAACACAUAAAACAAAUUUAAUACCUAUCGAAUAUCUGUUAAGUGAGCUAAGAACAGGGAAUGUAUGUAUAAUGGGUCUGAUAACACAAUUAAUGGAAGAUCAAUAUUAUCUGGAAGAUACAAGUGGAACUGUCAAGAUUGACCUCAGCAAUACAGAUUUUCAAGAUACUUUUAUCAUGGAAGGCUUUAUAGUAAUAGCUAAUGGUGUUUACAAGGAUGAUGUAUUACAUGUAAAAACUAUUGACCUUCCGCCAAUAGAAUCGUCGGAAAGCUUGCGAUCAGAUUUUGGCGACACAAAUACAUUUGGUGGCUCACAUAAUAUAUCUCUAAAAAUGUCAGAAAAAUUACAAAUCCACGAAGAAACUAACCAGGAUGGAAUGAUAAUAUUCAUAGCAGAAUUAUGGUUGGAUGUUCCACAUGUUUUACAAAAAUUUAGGACAAUACUGGAUGGUUACAUGGAUUAUCCUCCUAUAGCUUUUGUAUUGUGUGGUCAUUUUUUAAGUUUCCCUACAAAUAUAACUAGUGCGAAAACUUUGAUAACUGGUUUUAAAAAUUUAGUUGACAUAAUAACACAAUAUACAAGUAUAAAGGAAUCUACGAAAUUUGUUUUUGUACCUGGCCCACAUGAUUUAGGUUCUCCUAAAAUUUUACCAAAACCUCCUUUACCCAAAUGCAUUAUUGAAGAAGUUACAAAAAUGAUACCAAACGCUAUUUUCACAACAAAUCCAUGUAGAAUACAGUAUUGUACAAAGGAAAUUGUAAUAUUAAGAGAAGAUAUGUUGACAAAAAUGUGUAGGAAUACGCUUCGUUUUCCAAAAGAACACUUUUUUAAAUAUUUUGCCAAAGCCAUCAUCAGUCAAUCACAUCUGACUCCAGUGCCUCUUCAAGUUGUCCCAGUAUAUUGGAAAUAUGAUCAUGCUUUACAGAUAUUUCCAACACCAGAUCUCAUUGUGAUUGCUGACAAUUUUGAAACAUAUACGACUAACUAUUCUGAUUGUUAUGUGAUAAAUCCUGGAAUGUUCUCGAAAAACAAUUUUUCGUUUCAAUCUUAUGUGCCUGCCAUUAAUCAAAUUCAAGAUUGUCAACUUCCAAACGACAGCAAUGUUAUUUAAAUCAAGAAGGUACAGACUGGGCCCCAAUUUAUUUCAAUUUUGUUGCGCUGGAAGUAUAAGUCAAUUACUGGCCAUAAUAAAUCAAAUACGUUUUUAAGCGUAAAAAGUUGUUAAUAUCCAAUCGUAAUAUUACAACAUGAUAAUACUAACACCUUGUGUGAGCAAUAUAAUUUUAUCCUUUAGCAACUAGUUGCUUUGAUGCUAAAAAAUAUAGCGCAUACAGAUAUUACGGAAACAAAUUUAUUUAAAAUCAAGAUGCAACAUGCUCUAAAUAUUGUUAAUACUUUACAUAACGGAAGUUAAUGAUCGACACAAAUAUAAGUUUUCUUCAAAACAUUUAGGAAGCAAAUUUGAUAUUUUAAAUAUCAGGUUAAAAAGUGAACAUGUAGAAUCUCAGAAAUCGAAAUAAAGGAUUAUGUGUGUAUGUCUA